Molecule: messenger RNA, 2295 nt
Organism: Drechmeria coniospora
Lineage: Eukaryota; Fungi; Ascomycota; Sordariomycetes; Hypocreales; Ophiocordycipitaceae
Product: ctl transporter
Exons: 2
Coding region: 1-2295 (764 amino acids)
Biological process (GO): transmembrane transport
Cellular component (GO): plasma membrane
Molecular function (GO): transmembrane transporter activity
Source: RefSeq, a predicted model, not a curated record
AUGUUUUCGGAAUACGCCUCGCGGUUCCUGGCACAGUCGCAGUCGAGGCUGUCCACCUUUGCCGGCCAAAACGACAACGAGAGCGGCGCUCGGGCGGGCGACGGACCGUCAUCCCGCCCCGGCCGAAGCCCGCGAGAUGCCGGCUUCAGAGGGCCGGCGCCGAAUAGGUCGUUUCUGUCGCGCGCCUACGGGCCGAGCCCUUAUCGACAGAACGGCAGCGGCUCUCGAUUCAGCAACCUCGCCUUCGCGUCCCCGCCGUCGGACGACGCCCCCCUCUUUCACAACACGCUCGACGAGUUCCGGGAGGACGACGAGGAGCGCGAGCGGGAAGCCGCCGACCUCUUCGCCCUGCAGCGGUCACGACGUGUCGCCGCCGCGAGCAAGCUCGCCGAGAGCGCCGAGUCGGUCGACAGUCGGACCUCGUUCGACGACGGCACCGGCGACGACGUCGAGCACGAGCACCGGCACCGCCCGUACAGGCAACCCGGCAUGGACCGGGGCAUCAACAGCAGCUGGCACGGCGCCAGGAGCCCGCGCCGACCUCGCGUCGUGCGCGACGCCUUGCCGGAGGAGGACGAGGGGGUGCCGCCGCCGCCUGUCGGCGAUGGCGGCAACGGCAAGCUCGUCGACGUCGGCUUGAGCUCCCAGGAAGACGGCGACGAGGACCCCCCCGAGUCCUUGCUCGGCGGCGAGGCGCCCACGGACGCGAGCCCCCCGCCGUUUCAGCAGUUCGCGCCGCGUUCCGAACGGAUGCCCUUCAUGGCCCGGAGAUCGUCCGGCAGCGAAUCGGACGUGAGCAGCGUCAGGAGGCAGGACCCGGCAGAGUUUGAGCCGGCCCAAGCCGGGAACCUGCCGCCGACCGACGGCGAGCUCUUCCGGCACGAUCCCUUCUUCGCCUGGAUCUUCCUCAUCAGCUUCGCCGGCAUGAUGUCGACCUUUGUCCUCGUCUGGCUGCACACGUGGCCGCGGAAGAGCCCCGUCGGCGACACCAUCUACACGACGCUGCAGAAGUCGUUCGACAUGCUCGUCGUCGACACCGUCGUCGCCGUCCUGGUCUCCUUCGUCUGGCUCGCCGCCUUGCGUUCCUUCGUCCGGCCGCUGGUCAGCGUCAUCCUCGUCGCCGUCCCCGUCGUCAUGCUCUCCUUCUCCCUCUACUCCUUCGUCUCCUCCUUCAAGGGCCGGACGCAUGGCUCGAGCCUGCAGGACGGCGUCAUGCGAUGCGUCUCCCUCUUCCCCGCCGCCGCCUGCGUCCUCUGGCUCUGGCUCGUCGUCAAGGGACGCAAGGCCAUCCAGCAGGCCAUCGAGAUCCUGCAGUUCUCCUCCAAGAUCCUCGCCCAGAACCCGGGCCUGCUCCUCGUCGGCUUCGGCACCCUCGCCCUCAUCGUCGCUUGGACCUGGGCCUGGCUGGUCAUGUUCACCCGCGUCUUCAUGGGCGGCUACUUCUCCAAGUCGCUCGUCCGCUUCGUCAUCCGCCUGUCGAGCUGGUGGCUCGGCGCCGCCUUCGUCUUCAUGUACCUCUGGACCCUUUCCGUCAUCAACGCCGUCCACCGGGCGACGACGGCCGCGACCGUCUCGCAGUGGUACUUCCAUCGCAACGCCGCCCCCGCCACGCCCUCGAGGGAGAUUGUGCUCGCCGCCCUCACGCACGCGACCUCGACCAUCUUUGGCAGCGUUUGCCAGUCGACCCUGACGUCGCUCCUCGUCCGCGCGCCGCUGCUCUUCAUGCCCCGGAGGGUUGGGUCGGCCGUGACGAACCUGGCGGCCUUCUGGAUACCGACGUCCAUUGUCGCGCUGACGAACCCCCUGACCAUAUCGUACGCCGCCAUCCACUCCCAGAACCUCGCGACCUCGGCGAGGGGGCUCGAGAAGAUGGACGUCGUGUCGCCGACCAUCCCGACGACGACGCUCACGCCGCGGUCCCUGCAAAGCCGCGGCCGGCUGAACGGCCUGCUUCCCUACCGCCUGGCGAAGCUGCUCCUCGUCGCCACCAGGCUCAUCAUGGCCACGGGGCUUGGCUUCGCCGGAUGGGUCAUCACGGCGAAGCAGCUGCGCAUUCAGCUCCCCGACGGCAUGGGCGUCCGAGGCUCCGCGUACGCCUACGUCGUCGGCAUCAUGGCCAGCUUCAUCGGCUACUCCGUCAUGGGCGCCAUGGAGGGAAUUCUCAGCGGCAUCGUCGACGCCGUCCUCGUGUGCUACGGAAGCGAGCAGCGUAUGCAGAGGGGCCACGGCAGGUUCUGCCUCGAGGCGGCCUACCUCUUCGGAGAGCGCAGGAUUGGGGAGGACGGCUUUGCUUGA